AUGCGUUGCACGAACUGUGGCUCCUUGGCCAUUGAUUUCGCCGACUCCCAGGCAGUAUGUAGUGCUUGUGGUGUCGUGCUGGAAGAGUCCCAAAUUGUCAGCGAUAUCACAUUCGCGGAAAAUACGGCGGGUGGCGCUGUGGUGCAAGGCAGCUAUCUGGGUGCCGACCAAGUGCGUGCUCGUACGUCUGGCCCAGGCUUCCGUGGCAGCUCCGCAGGUGAAUCACGCGAAUGCACCAUUGCAAAUGCCCGGUGGAACAUCAAUCGCAUGGCUACAGCGCGUGGGGUGCCUGCCCACGUAGCCGAACGCGCGCUGCGGUUCUUUCAGCUGGCCUUGGACGGUGGUACCACCACCGCAUCAGGUUCUCAGCCCAAGAACUUUGUGUUGGGUCGGAAAUCAGACUAUACUGUGGCAUCCUGUCUCUAUGUGGCAUGUCGUAUGGCCAAAACCACACAUAUGCUCAUUGACUUUGCCGAUGUCAUUCAAGUCAAUGUGUUCGUGCUAGGCCGAAGUUAUCUACGUCUGCUACGUGUGCUGAACCUGCAAAUGCCACUAAUUGACCCAUCUUUCUAUAUCAGUCGAUUCGCCGCGCUCCUUGAAUUCGGCGAUGAGACACAACGUGUCGUGACAGACGCGACGCGGUUGGUCACGCGUUUCAAAACAGAUUGGAUGGUCGAAGGACGUCGCCCAGCUGGUAUCUGUGGCGCGUGUCUACUACUAGCCGCACGUAUGAACCAUUUCCGGCGGUCUGUGACGGAAAUUGUACAGGUCGUGAAGAUCGCAGACGUUACGCUGCGGAAGCGGUUGGAAGAAUUCAAAUCGACACCGAGUGGUCAGCUCACCAUCGAGGACUUCCGCAGCGUAUGGCUAGAAGAGGAAAACAAUCCGCCAGCUUUCUCUCGCGCUCGAGCGCCAAAGAAAGAGAAAGAAUCAGCCUCGCAGUUGAAUGAUAUGGAAGCCCCGGUACCUGCAACCACAGAACCACUGCGAGGUGAUAUUGACCAGCUGGCAGACCAAGCGACAGAGCAGGAGAUCAACUCUUUCCUUCGCCAAGCUGAGAUCCAGGCGCUCGAUAAUGAUCUUGCGGAAGAAGAACGGCAACGUGUGGAACGUGCGAAAGCCGGUCACAUUCCGCGCCCGGACGAAGCGGCUAUGCCAGCGACAGAGAGCGUGGAGGCGGACCGAGCGCAAGAGGCGAGUGAAGAGGGGGAGGCGGCAGCUGCGAAGGAAACAAGGACCCAGGAUGAUUUGGACGAUUUGGACGAAGAUGAACUGGACAGCUUUAUAUUGUCCGAAGAAGAAGUCAAAAUCAAAGAACGCGUGUGGAUGGAAUUCAACAAAGAUUAUCUAGAAGCGGCGCUGGCUCGUCAGUUGAAAUUGGAAGCAGAUCAGAAGGCUGGCAUUGCACCAGCUCCACGGAAUCGCAAACGACAAAAGCCGCGCGAUGGAACGACAGCGCCAACGCAAUCCGCCGCGGAAUCCGCCAAGCAAAUGAUGCAGCAGAAGCGCUGGUCGCGACGCAUUAAUUAUGAUGUUCUAAACAGUCUGUUUCCUGGUGCGCAUGGUACUGGUAAGGAGAACUUGGCGCCCAAUACCAAGGUCGCCGCAUCUCAAGCUACGACGACCAAUCCCCGCGACAUGGAGGACGACAGUGAGGAAGAGGAGGACGAGAGCCAAGAUGAGGGCGACGCAGGCGAUGGUCCACUCUCCAAGCGCUCUCGUACAUCCUCUGAUUGGAUGGCACUAGGUGGUCUCACACGACCAGAAGAAGAAGACACCUAUGCGGACGACUAUGACGAUGCUUGGUGA
Molecule: messenger RNA, 1809 nt
Organism: Malassezia pachydermatis
Lineage: Eukaryota; Fungi; Basidiomycota; Malasseziomycetes; Malasseziales; Malasseziaceae
Product: transcription factor tfiiib complex subunit brf1
Exons: 1
Coding region: 1-1809 (602 amino acids)
Biological process (GO): transcription by RNA polymerase III; transcription preinitiation complex assembly; DNA-templated transcription initiation
Cellular component (GO): transcription factor TFIIIB complex; transcription preinitiation complex; nucleus
Molecular function (GO): TBP-class protein binding; RNA polymerase III general transcription initiation factor activity; RNA polymerase III type 3 promoter sequence-specific DNA binding
Source: RefSeq, a predicted model, not a curated record